AGGAAGCACAAAUGUCAGUGAGGUGAUCCCCCAGGUCCUAGCCACCUCUCUCUUUUCAUCGUUUUCUUUCCCCAGAAAAAAAAAAAGGUAUGCUUUCUUCUUCUUGAUGCGAGCGAAGGUUUUCCCCUUUCUUAUCGAUCGGAAUCUCUCCAGGGUUUCUUCUGAUUAACUGAAAAAGUGUGAACCUUUGGUGGUCGUCGAACGAAAUGGGAACAUGGAGGAGGCAGCUAAAGGCUAUGCUCCGCAAGAAUUGGCUCCUCAAAACUCGCCAUCCCUUCGUUACUGCUGCCGAGAUUUUGCUUCCGACUGUUGUAAUGUUGUUGUUGAUUGCCGUGAGGACACGCGUUGACACCACAAUUCACCCCGCUCGCUCGAAUAUAGAGAAAGAUACGGUGGUCCAAGUCGGCGAAGGUAUCUCUCCCAGUUUCCCUCAAGUUUUGGAGCUUUUGAUUGCUGAUGGGGAGUAUUUAGCUUUUGCACCUGACACCGAUGAAACAAAUAACAUGAUCGACAUUCUCUCUCUAAAUUUUCCUGAUCUGCGGCUGGUUACUAGAAUUUUUAAAGAUGACAUUGAGCUUGAAACCUAUAUAACCUCUGCGCAUUAUGCUGUCUGCAGCGAUGUGAGGAACUGUUCGAAUCCAAAACUAAACGGAGCAGUGGUUUUCCAUGAACAAGGACCUCAUGUAUAUGAUUAUAGCAUCCGCUUGAACCACACAUGGGCGUUGGCAGGAUUCCCUAAUGUCAAGUCGAUCAUGGACACAAAUGGACCUUAUAUCAAUGAUCUGGAAAUGGGGAUUAAUACCAUACCGACAAUGCAAUACAGCUUCAGCGGAUUCUUGACUCUUCAACAGGUGGUAGACUCUUUCAUUAUAUUUGCCUCUCAGCAAAACAUAGACUUGCCAUCAUCACAUGCAUCUCUUGGUUCAGCGUUAUCCCUUGAGAUGCCAUGGACUAUGUUUAGCCCGUCAAAGAUAAGAAUGGUUCCAUUUCCAACCCGCGAAUACACUGAUGAUGAGUUCCAAUCUAUUGUCAAAAGCGUAAUGGGCUUGUUGUACCUUCUGGGAUUUCUGUUUCCAAUCUCCCGGCUUAUCAGCUACUCUGCCUUUGAGAAGGAGCAGAAAAUAAGAGAAGGACUUUACAUGAUGGGCUUGAAAGAUGAGAUUUUCCAUUUGUCGUGGUUUAUCACAUAUGCAUUGCAGUUCGCAUUGUGCGCUGGGAUUAUUACAGCUUGUACGAUGGGAAGUAUCUUUAAGUAUAGUGAUAAGACAUUAGUCUUCACAUACUUCUUUUUGUUUGGGGUCAGCGCAAUAAUGCUCUCAUUUCUAAUAUCAACAUUUUUCACUCGAGCUAAGACAGCUGUCGCAGUUGGGACCUUGGCCUUUCUCGGAGCCUUCUUCCCUUAUUACACUGUUAACGAUGAAUCUGUGUCCAUGGUAUUGAAAGUUGUUGCUUCUUUGCUUUCACCUACUGCAUUUGCUCUUGGGUCAAUCAACUUUGCUGAUUACGAGCGUGCACAUGUUGGACUUCGUUGGAGCAAUAUAUGGCUGGCAUCGUCUGGAGUAAGUUUUUUUGUCUGCCUCUUGAUGAUGCUGCUCGACUCUAUUCUGUACUGCGCUAUUGGCCUUUAUCUGGACAAGGUCCUUCCCAGGGAAAAUGGUGUACGGUACCCAUGGAAUUUUAUCUUCAACAAGUGCUUUGGGAGGAAGAAAAACAACCAAUAUUGCAUUCCAGGUCUCAACACUAAUAUAGAGGGUACUCAGGGAGAGCCUUUUGAUCCUGUUAUUGAAUCAAUAAGCCUGGAAAUGAGGCAACAAGAGCUUGAUGGGAGGUGCAUACAAAUUAAAAAUCUGCAUAAGGUGUUUGCUUCAGGAAGGGGGAAUUGCUGUGCAGUUAAUUCAUUGCGACUAACAUUGUACGAGAACCAGAUACUUUCACUUCUGGGCCAUAAUGGGGCUGGUAAAAGCACAACAAUAUCAAUGCUUGUCGGCCUUCUUCCUCCAACUUCUGGAGAUGCCCUGAUACUGGGAAACAGUAUCGUCUCAAAUAUGGAUGAAAUACGAAAAGAACUAGGUGUUUGCCCUCAGCAUGACAUCCUCUUUCCGGAACUGACAGUUAGAGAACACUUGGAGAUGUUUGCGGUUCUUAAAGGUGUUAAGGAAGAUUCCUUAAAGAGCACAGUUACUGAUAUGGCAGAGGAAGUGGGGUUGUCUGAUAAAAUUAGUACACUAGUGCGGGCACUUUCCGGAGGCAUGAAAAGGAAAUUAUCACUUGGAAUCGCAUUGAUAGGAAACAGUAAGGUGAUUAUUCUCGAUGAACCAACCAGUGGAAUGGAUCCCUACUCAAUGCGUCUUACAUGGCAGUUGAUUAAGAAAAUUAAAAAGGGCAGAAUAAUAUUGCUAACAACCCAUUCCAUGGAUGAAGCUGAAGAACUUGGAGAUCGGAUAGGGAUCAUGGCUAACGGGUCUCUUAAGUGUUGUGGCAGCUCGAUGUUCCUGAAGCAUCACUACGGGGUUGGGUACACUCUUACGCUAGUAAAGACUUCUCCAGCUGUCUCUGUUGCCGCAAAUAUAGUUCAUCGUCACAUUCCAUCAGCAACCUGUGUGAGUGAGGUAUAUUACUUACAUUCUCUAAAGAGAUUGAGAGCGUCUGGGCUACUAGUGGGAAACGAAAUCUCUUUCAAGCUUCCUUUGGCAUCCUUGCCUUGCUUUGAAAAUAUGUUCAGAGAAGUUGAGAGUUGCAUGAAGAGUUCUGUUGACAGAUCUAGGAUUAGUGAGAUUGAGGAUUCAGAUUAUCCUGGUAUUCAGAGUUAUGGUAUAUCUGUCACAACACUUGAAGAGGUGUUUCUGAGGGUUGCUGGAUGUAACUUAGAUAUCGAGGACAAGCAGGAAGAUACAUUUGCUUCUCCUGAUACCGAGGCUUCUUUGGUGUGCAUUGAGUCUGUUCAGAAGAGCACUAGCCAACCCAAAUUACUCGCAAGUUGUAAUGAGGGCGUUGGAGUUAUUAUUACUUCAAUUGCAAAAGCUUGCAGAUUAAUCGUUGCUGCGGUUUGGGCUUUCAUUGGAUUCAUUAGCAUGCAAUGUUGUGGUUGUUCCGUUAUCUCAAGGUCAAUGUUUUGGCGGCAUUGCAAAGCGUUGUUCAUAAAAAGAGCAAGAUCUGCUUUCAGAGAUCGCAAAACAGUGGCGUUCCAGCUCAUCAUCCCAGCAGUAUUCUUACUUUUUGGCCUUCUUUUACUACAGCUCAAGCCACAUCCUGAUCAGAAAUCCAUUACGUUGACAACUGCCUAUUUUAAUCCUCUCCUGAGUGGCUAUGGAGGUGGUGGUCCGAUUCCUUUUGAUCUAUCUCAGCCAAUUGCCAAAGAGGUUGCAGAAUAUAUUGAAGGAGGCUGGAUUCAGCCCUUGAGGAAUAGUUCAUAUAAGUUUCCUAAUCCAAAAGAGGCAUUGGCUGAUGCAAUUGAUGCAGCAGGUCCCACGUUGGGCCCCACUCUACUUUCCAUGAGCGAAUUUCUGAUGUCUAGUUUUGAUCAGUCAUACGAGUCAAGGUAUGGGGCAGUUUUAAUGGAUAGUCAGCAUCCAGAUGGGAGUGUAGGAUAUACCGUGUUACACAACAGUACUUGCCAGCAUGCUGGUCCUAUCUACAUCAAUGUUAUGCAUUCUGCCCUUCUCCGACUUGCUAGUGGUAACAAGAAUAUGACAAUUCAAACUCGAAACCAUCCUUUGCCUCCAACAAAAAGUCAGCGCUUACAGCGUCAUGAUUUGGAUGCCUUUUCAGCUGCAAUUAUUGUAAGCAUUGCAUUUUCAUUCAUCCCGGCCUCCUUUGCAGUUCCAAUUGUUAAGGAGCGAGAGGUGAAAGCGAAGCACCAACAGCUUAUUAGUGGGGUUUCUGUUCUUUCAUAUUGGUUGUCAACGUACGUAUGGGAUUUCGUCAGUUUCUUAUUUCCGUCAACAUUUGCAGUAAUACUCUUCUACGCUUUUGGUCUGGAGCAGUUUAUCGGAAUAGGUCGGUUUUUGCCGACUUUCCUGAUGCUCCUGGAGUAUGGCUUGGCAAUUGCAUCAUCAACGUAUUGUCUUACAUUUUUCUUCACCGAGCAUAGCAUGGCUCAGAAUGUUAUUCUUAUGGUUCACUUCUUCUCUGGUCUUAUCUUAAUGGUUAUCUCAUUUGUCAUGGGCCUUAUUCCAGCUACAGUUAAUGCAAACUCAUAUCUAAAGACCUUCUUUAGACUAUCACCAGGAUUUUGCUUCUCUGAUGGAUUGGCUUCUUUAGCUCUUCUAAGGCAGGGGAUGAAAGACAAAUCCAGUCAUGGGGUGUUUGAUUGGAAUGUCACUGGAGCUUCCAUCUCAUACCUAGCUUUGGAGAGUAUAUUCUACUUCCUUUUGACGCUUGGUCUUGAGGUCUUGCCUGUUCAAAAAGUGAUGUCUUUCUCGAUUGGGGAGUGGUGGCAGAAUUUUAAAGGUUUCAAGCAAGGUGCUGGUUCUAGUUCUACAGAGCCGCUUCUCAAGGAUUCGACUGGAGCCAUUUCCGCUGAUAUGGAGGAUGACAUAGACGUGCAAGAGGAAAGAGACAGGGUGAUUUCAGGGUUGACAGACAACACUAUAUUCUACUUACAAAACCUGAGGAAGGUCUAUCCUGGUUCCAAUCAUCACGUCCCAAAAGUAGCUGUACAGUCUUUGACUUUCUCGGUCCAAGCAGGAGAAUGUUUUGGCUUUUUAGGGACAAAUGGAGCUGGGAAGACUACUACCUUGUCUAUGUUAUCUGGCGAAGAAACACCAACUAGUGGAACUGCCUUUGUCUUUGGCAAAGAUAUAGUAGCGAGUCCCAAAGUUAUCCGUCAGCAUAUUGGCUACUGCCCCCAGUUUGAUGCUUUAUUCGACUAUCUGACUGUGAAGGAGCACCUUGAACUUUAUGCUAGGAUCAAAGGAGUGGUUGACUAUAGAAUUGAUAAUGUGGUAAUGGAAAAGUUAGUGGAGUUUGACUUGUUGAAACAUUCUCACAAGCCAUCGUUCACUCUUAGCGGCGGAAACAAGCGCAAACUAUCCGUUGCUAUUGCAAUGAUUGGAGAUCCUCCCAUUGUCAUCCUUGAUGAACCAUCUACAGGUAUGGAUCCUGUUGCCAAAAGAUUCAUGUGGGAUGUGAUAUCUCGCCUGUCGACAAGGAGUGGAAAGACAGCGGUUAUUCUGACUACUCAUAGCAUGAAUGAAGCUCAAGCGCUUUGCACUAGGAUCGGGAUCAUGGUUGGAGGCCGCCUGAGAUGCAUAGGUAGUCCACAACAUUUAAAGACGCGCUUCGGAAACCACCUUGAGUUAGAGGUCAAACCAAACGAAGUGAGCCAUGUGGACUUGGAGAAUCUUUGCCAGAUGAUUCAGCAGUGGAUGUUUAACGUUCCUUCUCAGCCUAGAAGUUUGCUUGGUGACCUCGAAGUAUGUAUCGGUGUCUCUGACUCUAUUACUCCUGAUACGGCUUCAGCAUCAGAAAUCAGUUUGUCACCAGAUAUGAUACAAAGCAUUGCCAAGUAUCUGGGUAAUGAGCAGAGAGUGAGUGCUCUAGUGCCUCCCAUGCCUGAGGAAGAUGUUGGAUUCGAUGAACAGUUAUCAGAACAGCUCUUUCGAGAUGGUGGUAUUCCGUUGCCAAUAUUUGCCGAGUGGUGGCUUACCAAAGAAAAGUUUUCAGCACUAGAUUCUUUCAUACAAUCUUCGUUUCCAGGUGCAACAUUUAAGAGCUGCAAUGGAUUGAUCAUUAAAUACCAGUUGCCAUUUGGAGAAGGAGGAUUGUCACUUGCAGAUGCCUUUGGACACCUUGAAAGAAACAGUUUUUCAUUCUUGCUAUGGCAGGAAUCGGUUGGGAAUAGCUGAAUACAGCAUAAGUCAGUCCACACUUGAGACCAUAUUCAACCAUUUUGCUGCUAACUCAUAACCAGUAAAACCAUUACUGCGGCUUUUGUAUAACCCAAAACACUUCAUGAGCACAGCUUAAAGAGAGAUCUGAUCACUCACCCAAAAAAUAGUUGUAAAUAUGGCACAUAUAUAAAAAGCAUGAGUUCUUAACGUUCAUAUAUAUACACAAUGUUGCAAUGUACCAUGUUUUGAACACUAUCAAUACUAUGUUUUGAUCUUUGA
Molecule: messenger RNA, 6110 nt
Organism: Brassica napus (rape)
Lineage: Eukaryota; Viridiplantae; Streptophyta; Magnoliopsida; Brassicales; Brassicaceae
Product: ABC transporter A family member 1
Exons: 40
Coding region: 207-5846 (1879 amino acids)
Biological process (GO): lipid transport; transmembrane transport
Cellular component (GO): intracellular membrane-bounded organelle; membrane
Molecular function (GO): ABC-type transporter activity; lipid carrier activity; ATP binding
Source: RefSeq, a predicted model, not a curated record